AUGAUUGAAUACCCGCUUCUAGUAGCGAGUCCAUUGAAUUGGCAUGAGGCCCGCAACCUCCACAUCUACCCGUCGCCCAACUCCUCAUUUCUACCGGUAACCUACUAUGGCGUGCCACGCCCAAGGUCGAAGAUGAACCCUCCGACCCAGGAAGAGAGCGCAAUUCUCUUCCAGGCAGAAAACGCAAUACUCCUCGACAUACCGCAUUCAAUUGCACUCGCGCAAGGCUGGCCAGCACCCCGAGAACCGGGUUCGAGAACAAACCAUAGCCCGCGGAAGAUACCAAAACUCCUGUCAUGUACGCCGAUGAAGGAGUCUUUCCCCUCAACCGAGCCCAAAAAGCCCGCUGCUCUCGCCAGGGUUCUUGAGAGCAUCCCUGUCUCAGAGCGGCGGUUCGCAGAAUUGAUAGUGCCGCUCGUGAGGGACGCGCUGAAAACUAUCAGCGCGGGCUUUCCGAGUGAGCGGCGAUGGUGUUUUCCUCGGGCUGUGCCUAAUGAAGAUGCGGGUAGUCAAUCGUGGAAUGAAGGUCCGCGGAAGAGGCGGAGAGAGGAUGUGAAUGAGUCUACGUUCCAACGGUCUGCACCUGGUGAUCCCGUUGAUAUUUUGAGUCAGGAGCCACCGAUGAUAUUAUCCACGAGCUCAGUGAAUCGUUUUGCGGCAUUAUCUGAUUUGACAGUCGUCAAGAAUCCAUCGCCAGAGACAGCAAUCAUCAGAGCCGGUGCUUCGACUGGUUCUGAAUAUAUAAUUCCUCCCAUGUCAAGCUUCAUACUCGGCACACUACCUCUCUUCCAAACAAAACUCCACCACCGUCUAUCUACUCCAAACUAUCCCAUCCCAGGACUCUCCACGCACCAGAAAUUCAACCUCAUCCUCAUGGAUCCCCCCUGGCCAAACAGAUCCGUCCGCCGCAGCGGGCACUACCAGACACACCACUAUUCCGAGAUGGACGCGCUCACCACCGGACUAAGGGAUAUACUACGCGCACACCUGCUCGGGACAACAUACCAGGUACACAGCACAUCCGAAUCCCCGUUCCAAAGCCAGCAGUCUAUAGCCGCGAUCUGGAUCACGAAUGCCGAGAAAUCGCGUCGCGCGGCAUACGAGGCGCUGAUCGGCGCGGGGUUGUGUAUACGCGAGGAAUGGGUCUGGGUUAAGACUACGUGGAACGGAGAGCCUAUUUCAGCGCUGGAUGGUCUGUGGCGGAAACCGUAUGAGAUCCUUGUUAUUGGGACCAAGGAUGACGGUCCUGAUCUGGAGAUUGAGGCGCCGUUGAUGUCUGAGGAUGAUUUGAUGCGUUUGAGUGAGGCUGUCACCAGGAGAAGGGUUAUUGCUGCUGUUCCAGAUCUGCAUUCGAGAAAACCGAACUUGAAGGCUGUUUUUGAGGAGGUGUUUUUCACUGAUUCCGGAGAGCUUUGUUCGUAUUCGGCGCUUGAGGUGUUCGCGCGCAACCUGACUGCUGGAUGGUCGGGGGUUGGUAAUGAAGUGCUUCGGUUUAAUGCGCGUGAAUGCUGGGUUGAGUCCGAUGUCUAA
Molecule: messenger RNA, 1530 nt
Organism: Penicillium bovifimosum
Lineage: Eukaryota; Fungi; Ascomycota; Eurotiomycetes; Eurotiales; Aspergillaceae
Product: MT-A70 family
Exons: 1
Coding region: 1-1530 (509 amino acids)
Cellular component (GO): RNA N6-methyladenosine methyltransferase complex; nucleus
Molecular function (GO): nucleic acid binding; methyltransferase activity
Source: RefSeq, a predicted model, not a curated record